This is a messenger RNA of Diuraphis noxia (Russian wheat aphid), 1583 nucleotides long. It is a transcript of the gene Es2, whose product is annotated as ess-2 splicing factor homolog. Lineage: Eukaryota; Metazoa; Arthropoda; Insecta; Hemiptera; Aphididae. Gene Ontology annotation, cellular component: catalytic step 2 spliceosome. The record is from RefSeq and is a predicted model, not a curated record.
UUUACCAAUAAUUUUAAUUUACAACUUAAAAUAAAAUCAAUGUUAGACAUAUCCAUCAUGUCAUAUUAUACUGUUUGUUAAAAAAGUGUCAAAUUAUAGUACAUUCUAUUAAAUACUAAAUACUUAUUUCCAAUCUGAAGUAUUGCAACAUAUUUUCUUAUUCAUACAAAUACUUAACUCAUUGGCUAUAAGAUGGAUGCAAAAAAACAACAGACAGUUUUGCCCGAAGAGGAGUAUUUAGAAAGUAUUGGUAAAAUUAUAGAAAGAGAUUUCUUUCCAGAUUUAGAAAAAUGGAAAGCUCAAAAAGAUUACUUAGAUGCAGUUCAACAAAAUGAUACAAAGAAAUUAAGAGAAAUAUAUGAAAAGUAUAGUUUAAGCAAACGAUUGCUUAUUGAACAACCAGAUGCUAGCCCAGAUACAUUUGAAACGCCACAGCCAACUAAAGGACCAAUGAGCAGUAGAACUAUCGAUCCUACAGAUUUAGAUGAUGGGAAACAUGGUGAUUCCAAAUCAAAAGACACUGAAAUUAUUGGAUUGGACAAAUUUUUAAGCAAUACUACAAGUGAAGAUAAUCAUAGUUUUAAUGAAAUCAUUAAAGAAUCAGAAAUUCAAUAUAAAAAAAAGAAUGCAUGGUUAUUCGAGGGCGAAAAAAAAGCAUUAGAAAUGGUUGAUAAACUUGAAGUGCCUUCAAUUGAAAGUCAAGCAUCUAAUACAGAACGUGCAUUUAAUCUAGAUUCAUGGGCAUUUAAAAACAAAAACUAUAUUAUGUAUGUUCCUGAUGGAGUAACAUUGACAAAAGACGAACUUAUUAAUAUGGCUUCCAAACGACAAAAAAUUGACCAUUCUAACACAAGACUCAAAUUAAACCCAUUUGAUGAAAGACAUAACAAACAACAACUAUGUAGUUUAGCACACAUGCAGACAAGACAAUUGGAUGGUAAAAUUGGAGUUGAUGGCAAAGAAUUAACAUCUUCUACUCCUAAAAUUAAUGGAUAUGGAUUUGUCAAAACUCCAUCUCCCGCUCCUGGUGUAAAUCAAAGCCCACUGAUGACCUGGGGAGAAAUUGAAGGUACUCCAUUCCGUUUAGAUGGUGGUGAUACUCCACUGACUCCUCAUAACUCUGGUCCUAUUUUCAAAAUACCUGAACAACCCAAACGUGAAAGAUUAGCACACGCACUUGCUGAAAAAGCUAGUGAAGGUCAUAGAAAUAAAAAAAUUAAAGCUCUAGAAACAGCCCGAAAACAGUUAUCUACACCAUCGCCUUCUAAUUUAAUGAAUAGUCCAUUGGAUCGAUUGAAUUCUAUGUCACCAGCAGCUCAAAGACUUGUAUGCAACCGUUUAAGUAGUGAUAGAAGAAGAGAUGCUGCAUUAAGAGCAUCUUACAGUCCAUCACCACAUACAACUCCAUCUGGAUCUCCUUCAAUUUCUGGAUUAACAAGCAAUAUUAAAAAAUCUACCCCUACUUAUCAGAAAAAACAAUAUGAAGUACCUAAAAACCUUACUGAUAACUUAUUGAAUAUCAAUGUUUCUAAACGUUCAAGAGCUGUAGAUUUCUUUUAAAUGAUCAAUUAAUUUGAAGACAU